This is a messenger RNA of Lacerta agilis (Sand lizard), 948 nucleotides long. Its product is annotated as basic salivary proline-rich protein 2-like. Lineage: Eukaryota; Metazoa; Chordata; Lepidosauria; Squamata; Lacertidae. The transcript has a single exon. The record is from RefSeq and is a predicted model, not a curated record. Bases 1 to 948 code for a protein of 315 amino acids.
AUGGGCAAGGACCAGGGCCCGGGCAAAGGCCAAGGGCAAGGACCAGGGCCUGGGCAAACGCCAAGGGCCCAGGCAAAGGGCAAGGGCCAAGUCCAAGGGCCAAAGCCAAGGGCCCAGGGAAAGGUCCCAGGGAAAGGCCAAGGCCAAGGGCCCAGGCAAAGGGCCCUGGCAAUAGCCAAAGCUUGUCCAAAGGGCCCGGGGCAAACUCAAGGCCAAGGGCCUGGACAAAGGCCCCUGACCAAGGGCCCGGGCCAAGGCCAAGGACCAAAGCCAAGGGCCCGGGCAAAUGCCCCUGGCCAAGGUCAAGGGCAAAUGCCAAGGGCCUGGUCAAAGUCAAGGGUUGGGCAAAGGGCCUGGGGCAAGAUCAAGGCCAAGGGCCCGGACAAAGGCCCCUGGGCAAGGACCAGGGCCCGGUCAAAGGCCAAGGUUAAAGGCCAAGGGCCAAAGCCAAAGGCCCGGUCAAAGGCCCCUGGGCAAGGACAAGGGUCCGGGCAAAGGCCAAGGGCAAAGGCCAAGGGCAAAUGCCAAGGGCAAAUGCCAAGGGCCCGGUCAAAGUCAAGUGUUGGGCAAAGGGCCCGGGGCAAGAUCAAGGCCAAGGGCCCGGACAAAGGGCCCAAGCAUAGGGCCCAGGCAAAAGCCAAGGGACCGGACAAAGGUCAAGGCCAAGGGCUUCGGCAAAGGCCAAGGGUAAAUGCCAAGGGCCUGGUGAAAGGGCAAGGGCCCAGGCAAAGGGUCCAAGCAAAGGGCCCAGAUAAAAGCCAAGGCUUGGGCAAAGGGCCUGGGGCAAGAUCAAGGCCAAGGGCCCGGACAAAGGCCCCUGGCCAAGGGCCCGGGGAAAGGCCAAGGGCAAAUGCCAAGGGCAAAUGCCAAGGGCAAAUGCCAAGGGCCCAGUCAAAGGGCAGGGCCAAGGACAAGGGCCAAAGCCAAGGGCCCAUGCCAAGGGCCUAA